CAGUAAAUAACAUUCCACAUUUGUCACAGGCAUAACUCUUAUAUGGAUAUAUUUAUAGCUAUAUUUUUUUAACUCCCUUUGUAACUUUGCCACGCUGGGCUUGGGAGCCGCCCACUCACUGCUUCCCCGUCAUGUGUCCCUGAUAUCUAAACAGACUCGACACCGGAGCACAAGAAGAAGCUUUUUUUUAAUUAUUUUUCACGCACAAUUUUCACCAGCACCAUGCUCUUUGAGAGAAGAGUCGUGGACGUGCAGUCGGGAUGGUGAACAAUGCAGGGAAUUAAUCUCUAGCAGUGCUUUCACAAGAGAACACACUGGCCAUUGCAUGUGUCAGAUGCUCGGCCUGACUGCAGGGCGUUUCGGAACAAGGUUCCUUGGCAGGCGCGUGAUGGCACUCGUGACCCCGAGUAGCGCCACCAUGGCGAGUCACGGUCAUGGUCAUGCUGAUGUAAGCGAGAUAGCGGACAUGUCCAAGCCCAUGUACUGUGAUCGUAUGGACACCCCGUUACCGGACAGGGCCUACAAGGAUGAGUUGAACGCUGCCGACAAGACUCUCAAGGAAAAGGAGAAAGGGCCCUGGAACCAAUUGACCAAAGAGGAGAAGAUAGCCUUGUACCGCCUGAUGUUCCGUAAGACUUACCCAGAGAUGAAGCAGAAAACAGACGAGUGGAAGACGGUCAUGGGGGGCAUCUUCAUCUUUUUGGGCCUCACCGGGCUGCUGGUGUGGUGGCAGUCCAUCUAUGUGUACCCCGCGCAACCCCGGACCUUUGACAGUGAGUGGCAGGCGAAACAAAUCCAGAGGAUGUUGGACAUGAGGGUGAACCCGGUCGAAGGUUUGGCCUCCAAGUGGGACUAUGAGAAGGGCCAAUGGAAAUAGAAAAUAAAGCAGCACAUUCUCAAUGCGUCUGCACGUGAUAACCGUACAAUAAUAUAGUUUGAUCUCCGUCCAACA
Molecule: messenger RNA, 952 nt
Organism: Hippocampus comes (tiger tail seahorse)
Lineage: Eukaryota; Metazoa; Chordata; Actinopteri; Syngnathiformes; Syngnathidae
Gene: cox4i2
Product: cytochrome c oxidase subunit 4I2
Exons: 6
Coding region: 326-877 (183 amino acids)
Biological process (GO): mitochondrial electron transport, cytochrome c to oxygen
Cellular component (GO): respiratory chain complex IV
Source: RefSeq, a predicted model, not a curated record